AUGCGCUGUACGGGGCACUCGGUGUCGCUGGAUACCUGCGGCGGCCCAUUUCGGAGAGGAAGUGUCCUCGCGUUGGCCUUUCCUAAAACAGGAAAGACACCUUGCUGCAGCGAAAAAAAUGGAGCUGUCAAGAAGAGAAGAUCAAAUCAGGCAGAUAUUCCUGACAGUCUUUGUCAAGAAGCCGAGACAUGUUAUCGGCUUAGACUGCCUGAGGACUUCUACCAGUUUUGGAAGUUUUGUGAGGAGCUAGAUCCUGAGAAACCAAGUGAUGCACUUGUGUCAAGUGUUGGACUUAAACUGGUUGGACCAUAUGAUAUUCUUGCUGGAAAACACAAAAAACCAAAAUCAACAGAUGUGAACUUCAACCUUCAUUGGAGAUUCUUCUAUGAUCCCCCAGAAUUCCAGACGAUACUUGUUGGGGAUAGCAAAACACAGUAUCACAUGGGAUAUUUCAGGGAUGUGCCAGAUGAGCUCCCAGUGUGGGUUGGUGCAAAUGAAGCUAAGAAGGGCUGUGUGAUUUCACAAGUUGGUGAUAAUGUCUUUGCAGCAGUCAAAUUAUUUUUGUCAAAAAAACUCAAGGAAGUGACUGAUAAAAAGAAAAGUGCUGUUUUGAGAGACCUAGAUGAAAAGCUAACAAGGACAGCAAAAGAUCUGGGUUAUUCUCUGGAACAAAAAACCAUGAAGAUGAAACAGAGAGAUAAGAAAGUGGUGACCAAAGCAUUUCAUGGAGCAGGUCUAGUUGUUCCUGUAGACAAAAAUGAUGUUGGAUACAGAGAACUUCCUGAAACAAAUGCUAAUCUUAAAAAAAUUUGCAAGGCUAUUGUUGAUGCUCCUACUGAUGAUGAGAGAGUGAAGGCUUUUGCACCCAUUCAAGAAAUGCUGACCUUUGUUCAGUUUGCUAAUGAUGAAUGUGACUAUGGAAUGGGGUACGAACUGGGUAUGGACCUCUUUUGCUAUGGAUCACAUUACUUCCACAAGACGGUGGGCCAGCUGCUGCCCCUGGCUUACUCCCUGCUGAAGAGGAACCUCUUUGCCGAGAUCAUCGAGUCGCACUUGGGCAGCCGGCGGGAGGAGGGCCUGGACCAGCUGGAGCCCUGAGCCGGGCACCGGGGCUACGGCGGGGUGGGCAGCCUUGUCUGUCUCUGUGUGUGUGUGGGCUUUUUGUACUCAGUGGCGGUGUCUGGGGUCAGUAAAGCUUUUCUAAGGAA
This is a messenger RNA of Manacus vitellinus (golden-collared manakin), 1208 nucleotides long. Its product is annotated as histone PARylation factor 1. The record is from RefSeq and is a predicted model, not a curated record. Bases 1 to 1098 code for a protein of 365 amino acids. Gene Ontology annotation, biological process: regulation of protein ADP-ribosylation; DNA damage response. Gene Ontology annotation, cellular component: nucleus. Gene Ontology annotation, molecular function: poly-ADP-D-ribose binding; histone binding. The transcript has 8 exons. Lineage: Eukaryota; Metazoa; Chordata; Aves; Passeriformes; Pipridae.